Messenger RNA from Neoarius graeffei (lesser salmon catfish), 3358 nucleotides. RefSeq names its product prostaglandin F2 receptor inhibitor b (gene ptgfrnb). The transcript has 9 exons. The record is from RefSeq and is a predicted model, not a curated record. NCBI's taxonomy places the organism in Eukaryota, Metazoa, Chordata, Actinopteri, Siluriformes, Ariidae. Bases 617 to 3259 code for a protein of 880 amino acids.
UCUUUUGGGGUAUUUUUUUUUUUAGCAGAGUGAGAGAGGGAUGGAGUGAAGUGUCUCUGUGAAAUAAACGAGUGUAAACACAAGCACUCUGGUUCAAAGAGUGAUCUAUGACAUGUCACGCGCACUCGUGCGUCACCUUCAAAACUCACUUCCUUCCGUCAAGUGUUUCUGACAAAUGGGACAGAACAGACACCUUCAUGGGAAUUAUUAGGCAACCAGAACAAAGUGUACAGACAUGCAUGCAAACAUUCCAAUCUGGAUUAAUCCAGGAGGGGGAAAAAACCAACAAAAAAACCCCCCAACAACCUUUGUUUUAGUCAUUUAGAGGUGGUUUAAACAUUGCAAGGUCGCGACCCAUCGGUUGUAUAAAAAAAAAAAGAGAGAGAGAGAGAGAGAGAGAAAAAAAAGUUUCGUCACACUUCGUCAGUGCCGCACGAGUCAGGCGCCUCCAGUCCACAAGCACCUUCUCCUCGGAGGUUUACCGCGAGGUCUUCUGUUCCUAUCUCACGCUGAAUCCGACCCAAGUGGAGAGAGGCUCGUUGAUCACAGGAUAGUUUUUGUGUUGUGUAAUCGGAUUACAGAUCCCUGUGCGUCUCUGUACCGCCUGUCAGAUGCCAUGUGUGAGCCGAAAGGACGAGGGAUUCGAACUAAACACCACCAAGACAUGAACAGCCUUCCUGUCUUAAUUAUCUUGUGUUUCACUACAGGUUUGACUGUGGGUCGAAAGGUGUCACUACCACCAGGCCCUUUGAUCCGAGUGGAGGGAGAGGCGCUGUCGUUACGUUGUGAAGUAUCGGAUUAUGAGGGCCCCAUGGAGCAGGACUUUGAAUGGGAAGCAACAAAAGGGUCAGAAACCAUUCAGGUUGUCUCCACUUUCGACUCUUCAUUUCCAGACCAGUCUUUAAAGGCCCGGGUGUUAACUGAUGACAUCAGUUUGGAAAGAAUUGGAGAAAACACAGUGGAGCUGAGGAUUAAAGAAGCCAGGCUGACUGACAGUGGCACUUUCACUUGCCGUACCCUCAGCACUGAUUCUGUUAUCAGUGGAAACUAUGCGGCAGAUGUGCUGCUGAGAGUAAUUCCUAAUACACUGGUUGUGGUUCCUGAAGUACCAAUGCCUUCAGUCCAUGAGGGCAGACGAAUUGAUCUUCGCUGCAACAUCACUCAAGACUUCAGUGAAGGAAUUUACCUAUCAGUUACAUGGUCUGUUAAAAAGAAUCAGUCACUAGAGCAGGAUCUCCUUACGUUUGGACCUGAUUCCAGUGUUACCGUUGGAGAGAAUUUUAUCCAACGCUAUGCAGAUGGUGAAAUGCGUCUGCACCUGGACAAUACUGGUUCCUAUAGCCUGGUGCUCUCUGGAACACUGCCUGCAGAUCAGGGGAUGUAUUUGUGUACUGCCAAACAGUGGACCAGAGAGGAGGGUACCUGGAACAGUAUACAGGAAAAGAGUGAGGUCAUUGGUGAAGUGGCUGUUAUACCAACAGCUGAAUCCUUCACUGUACAGGUCCUGGAUAGUCCCAUCCUUAACAUCGGAGACAAUCUGAAUCUCACUUGCUUGGUUUCUGCAGAUGACCUUGCUGCCUUAGGUCUUGAGGUGACAUGGCUCCUAAAUGGCACACAGAUUCUUGCCCACCUUAGUCGAGACGGAGUGGUGGCAAAAACUUCAGAUAUAUUUAGCAUUAGCCAGGUUGCAGAGGGUGAAUUCAGACUGGACAUCCACAGCGUUGAGCUAUCUGAUAAGGGACUUUACUCAUGCAGGGUUAGGGCAUGGAUACAAAAGAGCUGGAACACAUGGUACCGGGCUGCAGAGAAGACAUCAACCCCUGUACAAGUGGUGGUCAUCCCAAGAGAUCCAGCACUAACUGUGACUCUUACAUCUCCAGUCAUUGCCCAGUCUUUGGGUGAUUCCACAGAACUUGUGUGUCAAGUGUCCAACGUUUCCCACUUGUGGAGUAAACGAUUGAGUGUCUGUUGGUUCUAUUCAGCUGUCUCAUCUAGUGGUGAUCAGGUUGGCACUGAUGUUAUUGCCUCACUGAAUGAAAAUGGGGCUGUCAAUCCCAGUGAUAAAUAUAGGAACCGCAUUGACUCUGGUCUCAUCCUGGUAACUCGAGUUGAACCAGCUACAUUUAAGCUCCGCCUGCUCCACACCACAAAUGCAGAUGUGGGUGAAUACGUUUGCAAUGUCACAACAUGGACACUCACUCGUCAUGGUAUCUGGAAAUAUACAUCAGAACAUGAAGCUCAGGCACUAAAAGUCAGCUUGGCCUCCAAGGGCCCUGUCAUCAGUGUGAUCGCCCACCACAAACAACAAGCAACUUUCAUUGGCUCCACUUUUGAAAUGAGCUGCCUGGCUAAACUUAAGAACCUUUGGAAGGGUGUGGCACUCUCUGUCCUCAUAAUGGUCCAGUAUGAUGUAGAUUCACCCAGUCGCAAAGUUGCUUCACUCAGCCCUGACCUGGUUCUCACUUUAGAGGACUGGAUUGACCCUAGUCGGCAGAAAAGCCUGAGUCUUGUGAAGACUGGCAGCAUGGAGUUCUUAUUCCGAAUCCUGAAUGUGCAGAUGAUGGACAGGGGAUUCUACUCUUGUGAAGUUGCAGCAUGGACUAAACCAGAUAAGAAUAACUGGGAGGAGGUGGUGAAAGGAGAGUCAAAUAAAGUUCAUAUUAACUUCAAGCUCACAAAACCAUCAUUUGAUCUUUACAUAACUUCAGACACGACCAGUGUUUACCCCUGGGAAACAGUUAAAAUGGAUUGUAUUAUUGGUGCAUCAGGAACUUCCAACACAGACAAUGUCGCAUACGAAAUACGAUGGUAUCGGAAUCAUUUACGAACAUCAGAUAGCUUGGUUCUGCUGGCUAGUAUGGAUCGUUGGGGUGUGGUGAGGAAAAGUCCUCGUAAUGACACCAGUGACUGCAGUGUGGAACGUCUCCGAACCCAAACAUUUGUGCUCACCAUUCAUGGCACCCAAGACAGUGAUGCUGGCGAGUAUUACUGCACCGCCACACCAUGGAUACGAUCGACCACAACAGAGGAUUGGAUACAAGAACCAGAGGUCAUAUCCGAGAAGGUCUUUCUAUAUGUCAGGUUUGCAGUGUGGGAUUCAAUGAAAUUACCGUUGCUUUAUGGGACAUGUACAUCGCUCACUGUGGGUCUCUUUUCUCUCAUUCUGGGCCUUCUCUGUUCUCUGUGCUGCUUCAGGAACACCACACAAACCACACACACUCCACACACACGCAUCAAGCUCCUCAAAAUCACAGACUGAUUGACAUAAACAAUCUACAUAAAGAAGAUGCUUGCACGCCUCUUCACCAAAGCAGCAACACGACUAAUGUUUCAGAGAUUACGUUUCUCUGUUAUUCAC